Molecule: messenger RNA, 1721 nt
Organism: Belonocnema kinseyi
Lineage: Eukaryota; Metazoa; Arthropoda; Insecta; Hymenoptera; Cynipidae
Exons: 2
Coding region: 95-1483 (462 amino acids)
Source: RefSeq, a predicted model, not a curated record
GAGAGCCUCAGUGUCCAUUGAGAAGCCAAAGUGACUGUUCGAAAAGCGAUAUCGACAAAGGAUUUCAAAUUUCAUACAAGACGAAUAUUCAAAGAUGAAGAAGCUUCUAACUUUAUUCAUAUUCUUCGUAGUGCUAAAAAGUGUUGUGUCUACAUUUAAUUUUAACCCUAGCAACAAUUUUCUGAAUGAUCAAACAAAUAAAUAUUCUGGAACCAAUGAUCAGGAAGAAGAAUCAUCUGGAAGUGCCAUUAUUCAAAUAAUAGACAGCUUUAUGGACGAUCAGGAAUUAGUAGCUGCAUUUCUGGAACCAGAAAAUUUAGUUAAAAUGCCAGGUUUAUUGAUAAAACUCGAACAUACAUUAUUUCGUGCUAUUAGAGACAGGAUUAGAACUAGGCUUCAAAAAAAUCACUCAAAACAUCCUUUAUUCUCAGGAAAUCGGAAAUUUCAGCAUCCUCUUUUUGCUCGAAGAUUUGACCAAUUUAACAAAAGACACAAGAGGAACAUUCCUGAGAUGGUUAAUUAUUUCAGUAGUUUUUUGUUUCCUAAAACAAUGAAAGAAACUAAUUUUGGAUCAUCUACUUCUGAACCAUCUACUUUUAAAUUAUCUACUGAUAAACUAACUACUCCUGAACAAACUACUCCUGAACCAACUACUCCUGAACAAAGCACUCCGGAACCAACUACUCAGAAAACAACUAAUUUUGAACUAACUACAAUUGAAAGUUUAGAAGAGGGACUAGCUAAAGUUCUUCCUCUCAAACAUGAAGAUACUGCCAAUGGUGUUGAUGAAAUGAGUAAUCUUCUUCGGAUAGAUGAUGAAGGGUUAAAAAAUGCUAUAAGAGAUGCGAUAAAACCGGAAGACGGUGACAAACGGACAAAGAUGUACAAUUUUAAUAUCCCGGAAAUGAAGACGGAUGUAGUCUAUAUUCAGAAAUUGGAAGGUACAUCUGAGGAUAAUACGAUUGCUUUCCUGAAACAGUUGGAGACCAAUGAAAUACAGAAUUUUUAUUCUGAAGAAUAUCAACAAGAAAUUUCUGAAAGCACCACAGAAACAGGAGAAGCAGCCGAUGAAAUAGGAGAAGCAGACACAAUAGGCGCAUCAGACGCAAUAGGAGCAUCAGACGCAAUAGGAGCAUCAGACGCAAUAGGAGUAUCAGGCGCAAUAGGAGCAGCUGACGCAAUAGAAUCAGCAGACGCAAUAGAAGGAACUGACGCGAUAGUAGCAGCUGACGCAAUAGAAGCAGCAGGCGCAAUAGAAGCAGCAGACGCAGUAAUAGCAGCUGACGCAAUAUUAUCAGCUGACCCAAUAGAUACUGCUGACGCAAUAGGCGCAGCAGACAAAAUUGACAGAAUAGAAGAAGUAGACGUAGUGGAAGCAAUAGCAGCAAUGGAAGCAGUGCAAGCAGUUGAAGCAGUUGAAGCAGCAGAUGAUGUUAAAGUUGAUUAUGACAAUGAAGAAGAAGAGGAAGAAGAUGACGCGUAAAUGUUAAAACUAAAAUAAAGUCAACUUUCUCGACAGUGGAAUGAUAUCAAAGAAAAACUCAGUAUUACACAUAUAAUUUAUUGACGUACUCUAAUAUUACACGCCAAUCUAUUUCAUUAAAAAAAUUAUCUAGUACCCUCACACAUUAUAAGUUUCAUAACAAUAACAUUAAUUCGAACAUAAUCAUUGAGUUCUAGCUGAAAUGAUAUCUAUACUCGAGAAUAAAUUAAAAAAUUAG